CCGCAACCUUUUAGAUACCGCUUACUGCUUCCUUCAUCACAACAUCGUUCUUUGCCCCAUCCGUCGACUUUGAUUCCCCUCACACCGACUUCUUCCUCAUCGUUUUCCUCGAAUCAAGAGCAGCACGGCGACCUCGACACCGACGACCCUAACCGCCAGCUAACUGCUGCCGUUCUACAUCAGGUGCAUCAAGACCUUGUACAUAUCAUCAUCGGUCCAGCUGCAGCCACGAACAAUGACAACCCAACCCUGUCCGAAUCCAAGUCUAAACUAUAUCAAUAUGGUCGGACGAAAAUUUUUUUCCGUUCACGCGUUCUAGCGAUCUUGGAGGGACUUCGUCUCCGGGCUGAAAGAGAGCGUGAAGAAAGGGAAAAUGCCGCUGCAAUAUCAAUACAAAGGGCGUUGCGUGGGAUGGUUGGGAGGAGGACAGUGGCCCGUUUAAGAUCAGAAAGGGAGAGGGAACGUGUAGAAGAAGAGGCAAGACGGGAGAGGGAACGUGCAGAGAAGGAGGUGAGGGAGCGGGAGCAGUCUAUGCCGGAGGAAAAGGCGGAAGGUUCAGCAAAUUCAAAGCCUCCUUCUACACCAGUAAAAACUAAGUCGAAACCCGAACAUCCUAAUUUUCAGGCUCAAGCCAAACGUACUGAACGCACCCGAGCUAAGACUCCUACCACCCCCGGGGAAAAAUUAGGGAGGCAUUCUCGUCCGACUACUCCAUCUGUGGCCUCGACCCCUACCUCCAGAUAUCAAAACGGGAAUGGAAUCAAUGGGCUCGGAAAUUUCACGAAUAACAGUCUCAGUGGCCCCCAAUUCGAACUUCCCCAUUUCCAUCCAGACGAUUCUCGUUAUACAGAUAUUGAGAGAUGUGCAGCGUGUAGGGCUAAAGCUGAGGCGGUGAGUCGGCAGCGAGAUGUGCGCAUCGGGAGGCUGAGCUCGCCACACACUCUGCCGAAGUCAAGGUCCAAUCUCGAUUUACGUGGAAGUUCUCAGUCUAUCGAGCAGCACGGCCAUGAUCACGAUCAUGAUCACGAUCACAGUCAUCGAGGACGUAUCCCGACUACGGAGACCAAAGCUCACAUACAUCACGGACAGACGGGUGGUCUUACUGUUCCUCCAUCGACCUCGACACCUAGGAAGGGGUUCAGGUCGAAGUCCAUCGAACCCCGCCAGGAUGCUAUGAAAGCAAUGACAAGCACACGUCCAACAACACCAAGCAAGCUCAGGAAACUUCACCCAACCGCGAUGUUAAGGACGGCUAGAUCGUUCACGAAGAGUCAUUCACAUGCGAAUUCGAAAGAGAAUGGUUCUGGACGUGCUUUGGCGAAAGACUAUGCAGCUCAUAUAGCCAUGAGAGCAGAACCAGAACCAGUGCCGGACUUGAAAAUUUAUAAACAGUUCAUGGGGAAGAAACCAACGCCGUUGUAGUUGUUAUGCCUUCUCACGACCGUAGGAUUUGUUACCUUCUAGCACGAACAUUCACUUCACCUUAUCAUUUUCAUUGUAUGAUAUGAUUGAUUCACUGCAUUUACGUUGAUUUACUAAUUCUUAAUUGCCACCCCAGUACUAGUAGGGUACCUCAUUUGCAUAGGUUUUGGAUAUUUUUUCUUGCUGUGUAUGGAUGCUAUCUCAGUCUGCAGUUUACUACUAGUUUCGUUUUGAACCCGCACUAAUUCACUUCUU
Molecule: messenger RNA, 1677 nt
Organism: Lentinula edodes (shiitake mushroom)
Lineage: Eukaryota; Fungi; Basidiomycota; Agaricomycetes; Agaricales; Omphalotaceae
Exons: 1
Coding region: 412-1422 (336 amino acids)
Source: RefSeq, a predicted model, not a curated record